AUGUCAAUUCAGGAAAGCGACCAAAUCAAACAACUCAGCGACAUAUUCAAACGCUUCGACAUGGACUCCGACGGCAGCCUCACGCACCUCGAGCUGGCAGCGCUCCUCCGGUCCCUCGGAAUCAAACCCACCGGCGAUGAGAUAUACGCGCUGCUCUCCAACAUGGACGAAAACGGCAACGGAUACAUCGAGUUCGACGAGCUCCUGCACGCGAUCAUGCCCGACCUCAACGAGCAGGUUCUCAUCAACCAGGAGCAGCUGCUCGAGGUCUUCCGCUCCUUCGACCGCGACGGCAACGGCUACAUCACGGCGUCGGAGCUCGCCGGCUCCAUGGCCAAGAUGGGCCAUCCCCUCUCCUACAACGAGCUCACCUCUAUGAUGGCCGAGGCCGACAGCAACGGCGACGGUGUCAUUAGCUUCAACGAGUUCGCCACCCUCAUGGCCAAAUCUGCCGCCGAUUUUCUCGGCCUCCAUGUCGCCUAGAACCUCCUCCCUCUUUUGCUUCGUCUUCUCUUUUUUUCUGUAACUUCUUUAGGCUACGUUCGCUUUGGGUGUUGACUUCUCUGUAUAUAUAAACACUUCUCCGGACGUGAAUGCAGAUUCUUCUUGUUGCUUUUUAAUAAGAAAAUAUUACAAAUUAGUCUGCAA
This is a messenger RNA of Vigna angularis (adzuki bean), 648 nucleotides long. RefSeq names its product probable calcium-binding protein CML16. Gene Ontology annotation, molecular function: calcium ion binding; enzyme regulator activity. The transcript has a single exon. The coding region runs from base 1 to 483 and encodes 160 amino acids. NCBI's taxonomy places the organism in Eukaryota, Viridiplantae, Streptophyta, Magnoliopsida, Fabales, Fabaceae. The record is from RefSeq and is a predicted model, not a curated record.